Molecule: messenger RNA, 815 nt
Organism: Neopsephotus bourkii (Bourke's parrot)
Lineage: Eukaryota; Metazoa; Chordata; Aves; Psittaciformes; Psittacidae
Gene: NRG4
Product: neuregulin 4
Exons: 7
Coding region: 242-592 (116 amino acids)
Biological process (GO): animal organ development; intracellular signal transduction; nervous system development
Molecular function (GO): chemorepellent activity
Source: RefSeq, a predicted model, not a curated record
GGGACUGUUACCAUGACAUAAGGUGCUCACAAAGGUGGGACGAAUAACGUGGGACCUGGAAGGACAUAGAGGGAGUCAAGUCUCCAAAGGACUCAGUGGAGCCUUCCAGAGAGAAAAAGUGGCAAAAAGACACUUGAAGAGCUAGAGAAGCCAUGUGAGGUCCCAUGAAAACAGAACUGUCUGCUUAUACAGUGCCGUUUUAGAAGACUAGCCUUUGACCAAGAAGUGUUGUCGGAAUAAUAUGCGAACAGAUCAUGAAGAACUCUGUGGCACCAGUUAUGGAGCUUUUUGUCUAAAUGGAGGGAUUUGUUAUAUGAUUCCUACUGUACCCAGUCCAUUCUGCAGGUGUAUUGAGAAUUACACAGGAGCCCGCUGUGAGGAAGUUUUGCUGCCCAGCAUCAAGUCCCAAGCUAAAGGUGACCUGUUCGCAGCUUUCUUGGCUUCACUGCUUCUUCUAGGAGUUCUUGUAAUUGGAGCAUUCUACUUCCUUUGCAGAAAAGCUUCCAUUCCAAGGACAAGUUCCUCACAGUAUGGUGCCAACCUGGUUGAAAUGACAAGCAGUAAUGGCUGCAUCAAAAUAAUAACAGAGUAAAGCUUUAGAGUGGAAGAAUGCUGGGAAAGCAACAUGCAGAGCAACCCUAAGAACACAGUAGUUGUAGAGGAUGAUGUCAAAGGAAGAUGAGAGAAGAAAGUAGACUGAAAUAGGAAGCUUACCCACAUGUUGGAGAAGACAAACUAAAAUACAAAAAGUUGCACUUCCCAAGUUUCUAUGUAUUUUUGAAGGCAUAUAAAAUUAUACAGAAAUCACUAAUUUA